Funneliformis geosporum is the source of this 186-nucleotide messenger RNA. The record is from the annotation of a GenBank genome assembly. Lineage: Eukaryota; Fungi; Glomeromycota; Glomeromycetes; Glomerales; Glomeraceae.
AGAUGAUCAAAUUACUGAGCAUAGGAGAACUGCGCAUAGAUGGACUAUAAGAUAUAAUAAUGAUGCUGAAAGUGAUGAAAGCAGGAAACACCAGAAACAACAUGGUAAUACUCAAAGAUUAGAAGGAGCUAUGAUAAAUAAUGAUGCUAGAAAGCAAGCUCAUAUUAAUACAUUAGUACAGGAGAA